Molecule: messenger RNA, 2646 nt
Organism: Ahaetulla prasina
Lineage: Eukaryota; Metazoa; Chordata; Lepidosauria; Squamata; Colubridae
Gene: NAB2
Product: NGFI-A binding protein 2
Exons: 7
Coding region: 497-2350 (617 amino acids)
Biological process (GO): negative regulation of DNA-templated transcription
Cellular component (GO): nucleus
Molecular function (GO): transcription coregulator activity; transcription factor binding
Source: RefSeq, a predicted model, not a curated record
AAUAAAAAAAUCCAGCAACCCUGCCCUUAACUUUUUUCCCGAACGACGCAGUGAGCGAAUCGACACAGGUCGCUUACAACGCACAUGCCAGAAAAGCAUUAUCGCGCACACACGAUGAACCUACAGAGGCGGGAAUAAGCGGCGCCAGGCAUACACUCGGGAAGGAAAGCCGCUUUAUUUUAAGUGCACGAAAGUGGUGCGCGUUUCACCGAGACGGGGCGUUUCAUCACACAAAGCUCAGGCUCGUCUUGACAAUCUCUCCAGACUUAAAGCUUCUUUGCCGCUUGCAAAACGCGGCAAACAAAAGCGGCGGGCCGGCGAGAUCCAUCCCCGGAUCGACGGGGAUCUCUCCUCCUUGCAAGGCGCGCAAACGCCCGCGCCGAAGAUAAGUGGAAGAAGUUGGGGCGAUAAAGUGGGAGGGCGGCGGUAAGGAAUCCUAUAAGCUCAUUCCUGCCUUGGCGUCUUGGAAGCCGCGAGGAGGGAAGGUGGGCGGCAAAUGCCGUCCCUCCCCCUCCCCCGGCGCUUGCGGUGGCGAAGGCGGUUCGAUGUUGCUGCUGUUGCAGUUUUUCUGGUCCGAGGCAGAAGCUGCCUGCCGCCCCCAGAACCUCCCACGCGCGGCAGCAGCUCAGAGCCGCUGCCGCCGCCGUUCCAUUGUAAAUCCGGCGGCGUGGGAGGCAAUUCCGUGCCAAAGGCUCAGCGCCGAGGCGCGCAGAGAGAAAGGAGGAGGAGGAGGAGGAGGAAGAAGAAGAAGCAGCCGCGGAGGGGGUGGGGGGCGGACGGAGAAUCUCCGACGGAGGGAGGCAGAAGACCAUCGAAGCUGGACAGGGGUGCCGCGUCGGGAGCCCUGCGCCUCCUGGGUCUGCCUUUCUGCCGGGAGCCAGAAGAAGGUGCGGCCCGCAGCAAGGCUUCCGAGGCCUUGGGUCCAUGCUUGACGGGCACACCGGCCGGACUGCCAAGAAAUCCAGUGGCGCGGCAAUUGGCAAUGGCGUUGUUGCUGCCCCGCACCCUGGGCGAACUUCAGCUCUACCGUGUCCUCCAGAGAGCCAACCUCCUCUCCUACUAUGAGACCUUCAUCCAGCAGGGCGGUGAUGAUGUGCAGCAACUGUGCGAGGCUGGUGAAGAAGAGUUCCUGGAGAUCAUGGCUCUGGUUGGCAUGGCGACCAAGCCACUCCAUGUCCGGCGCCUCCAGAAGGCUCUGCGGGAAUGGGCAACCAAUCCUUGCCUCUUCAACCAGCCGGUGCCCUCCAUACCUGUAAGCAGCAUACCACUCUUCAAGAUCUCCGAGUCCGGAGGCCACAAGUCACUCACCAAUGGACACACCAGUCCAAUAGAGAUCCCUGGCAAAACCAGUGCCACUUCCCCUUCCAAAAGCCCUUCCGAGCCACGAGAGAAGCUGUCCCCCUUGCCCGCCAUGCAGUGGGGGAACCCAGAAUCUGAAGAAGAAGGAGGGGUCACUUCACCCAGCGAGCCCCCGUCGUCCACUGAGCAUCUCGAUCCAGAGCUGGCCCGUGCAGUGUCUGAGGGGGUGGAUCGUUUGCUGCGGAGCUGUCCACGCAGCGGAGAUGUAGAAUUGAAGACUCUCCUGAAGCUGAAUAAGAAGUUGGCUAAAACAGUGGGGCAUAUCUUCCAGAUGGACAACGGGGACCCCCACAAAGAAGAAGAGAUCCGGCGUCACAGUGCCAUCUAUGGGCGGGGUGAGACUCGGCGAUGCGAGGGCAAACAGUUCACCCUUCAUGAGCUCACAAUUAAUGAGGCUGCUGCUCAGUUCUGUCUGCGAGACAAUUCACUGCUGUUGCGUCGUGUGGAAUUGUUCUCACUGUCACGUCAGGUGGCUCGGGAGAGCAGCUAUCUCUCUUCACUGAAAGGUUCUAGGCUGCGUCCAGAUGAAAACUGUGGUGGGCAAGCUAAGCGCUUCAAGCAGGAGGUUACAGAACACAGUCGCCCUGAGCUUCCUUUGGUCUGUGAACCCUUCCUCCCUCCAUACCGAUCCAGUAUAGAAGAAGACACAGCCAGCUUGUCUGGGGAAAGCUUAGAUGGACAUCCUCAAGCUACGGGCUCUUGUCCCCGGCUUACGCCACCCCCCAACACCGCUUCUGAUGCGCUGCUCAGUCUCCCGCCACAUGGGUUAUGGAGCCGUCACAUCCUGCAGCAGACACUGAUGGAUGAAGGGCUGCGAUUGGCCCGGCUGGUGUCCCAUGAGCGAGUGGGACGGCUCAGCCCAUGUUUGCAAGGAAAACCCCAGAUCCCUGAGUUUGGGGAAACUCUUUCUGAGCGACGCCAGCCUCCAGCAGCACAGCCUGAAGCUAGAAGAAACAGCAUUAAGAUGGAACCAGACACCAGCCGGCAGUGAGAAGCAGGGACGGCCUUGCUCAGUCAUUAAGCAAUAAUACUCCAGCCAGCUCUGAGCGUUAGACAGGGGUGGGCUGUCGUCUGCAUCACUCCCAGGGAGGCCUGUGGGACUUCCUCGCAGAAAGCGAGCUGUCAUACUAGCACAACCCACUCUUCACCCUGUUCUCUUCAUGAAACGGAGAGCGUGCUUUGGCUCCCAAACAGAAGAGCCAUGGACCUUUGGACAGCGAAUGACGUAGGAAGGAAGCCUGCCAUCUUAAUUUAACUCCACACAGAAGGGGAUGCCCUGGCUACAGU